ACUACUUCUUCCUCUCGAGGGCAGCUCUAACUUAGCAUGAUCAAAAUGCUGCUUUGGGAUCACGACGGCGAAUGGGGUCCAAGCUGUGAAUGAAGGCAGCGCAUGGGCAAAGGAGCGGUCAGUGAGAGCUGACCUCGUGGAAAAGAGGGGAGAGGGGCAUGCACGGACCAAGUCUGCGCUUUCCUUCAGCCUCAAAGCUCAGAUUGCACAUCUCGUCCUUGUCUCUCUGGCUCGGACCCACAGACACACACACUCUCUCUCUCUCUUCCGUUCUCUCUCACCAACAAAGCCAGUCUAGACGCGGAGGGGAGCAGAGAGCAAGAUGGAAAGCGGUCUCUUUUCGCUUCCCUACCAGCUUCUCGUCGACAAUGUGCUCCCUCGCCUUGAUCUCCGCUCCCUUGUCCGGCUGAGACUCGUCAGCAGAGAGCUGCGCGCCGUCGUCGACGAUCAGGUCCUGUGGCGUCGCCUCAUCGCAGACGAUUACCACUUCCCCGUCUCGACGGCCACCGCACGCCAGACUGGCUGGCAGGACCUCUACAAGGGACUGAGCAAUCCAGAGGUCUAUGUCUGGGGCGAUACCAGGAAUCACCGAUUGGGAAGCGCCUGGCAGGGAGAGGACCACAUCCGCGCUCUCAGGCAGAAGUGCAAUGGCAUCGCCUUUCCCAUCAAGCUCGAUGUCACUUCGCCACAUCAAUUCUCGAAUGGGCAACUGUCAGACGGAGCACCAGAGGGCGAGGUGGGCGUGCCAGUUCAGCUCCAUGCAGGCGGCUGGUCCUUCUUCGCUCUCACCACAGAGGGUCGUAUCCUGGCUUGGGGUAGCGCAAACGAGCGAGAAGAAACCGCAUCAGACGGCGCUUAUCGCACCUUUCCUCACCCAACGCUGCUGGAUAUGGGCAGUGCAAGGGCAAAGACGCUCUCAGUAGGCAGGAGCUCAUUGGUGGCGCAGACGCGCGACGGCGACAUCUGGCAGUGGUGGGAUACCUGGGACCAGGUCCACUGCCUCACCAUCCAGUCAUUGGUCGUCAAGGCUGGUCUUGCAGGACAAGCGUCAUCCUCAACUCCCUCUUCCACUUUCAAGAUGCUUCAGGUAGAAGCGGGCUGGGACUUCACGGUGGCCCUGAUCCGUGAGACGCCCCGUCGCGCGGGGCAGUUCGAUGAUGUCGUCCACCAGCAAGACGAUCCGGGAGACGAAGAGUUGGCAGGAGCGCAGACGCAUCUCGUCCUUUGGGACAUGGACUGGGCUGCGGCCCCCGACGACGAAGCGGCCAACGGCGUUCUCGAUCUGCCCGUCGUCGCACUCCCGCAUAUCCCCGAGCAAAUCGUCAAGGUGGCCGCCGGGGAAAACUUCAUCGUUGCCCUCUCACACUCGGGAAAAGUCUACCACCUCUACUUGACGUCGAGGAGGGAUCCGGACCAGCUGCGCAAUCUCGUCGUUACCCAGAGCUUCCGGCUCGAGUGGAAGCUUCUGCCCAACUUUUGCAUCCCAAAAGACAUUCGAGUUUCAGGCGCCGGUGCAGUCUCAGAGGUCGACAGCGGCGACGAGGAUGCCAGUGGGAGCGACGAGGAAGAAGAAGGAGACGAUGGUUUCAACGCAAUUGGAGCUGGACGAGGUCAAAGGAACAUUUGGAACAUGGAGAGAUUCAAGCAUCUCGUCGACGACAAGACGAAAAUCACGCACAUUACGGCCCAGUUUCGUUCCUUUGCCGUGUAUGCGCCAGACUCUGGCGAGCAGUACGAAGGGCAGAGCAGCAAAGAGGGCGGCGACAAACCCAAGGGCAUUGUCCUCCUGGGUUCCAGCGAUGCGACAGCAGAGAGUCGGCCCGUGGUGCAUGCCAGGCUGCAGGGUCAGGAGGUCAUCAAGGUGACUCAUGGCGAUUGGCACACGGGCGCCCUGACGAGAGACGGCAGGGUGCUGGCCUGGGGCGCAUGGUCGAAUGGGGCCCUGGGGACGUGGGACUCGAUUCCACAUCAUCGCAAUGCGCCGUCGCUCAUCUCUGGCCAAUUCGCUACUCCUCCUUCUCCCUUUGUUGGGGAUUCGGCUGCCGCAGCUGCGGCUGCCUCAUCGAGGGCAUCUGCUGCCUCGCGCGGCACUGGCAUCUUUUCGAGGCUGCGUCAAAGCUCGAGGUGGCUGGUCUCUCCUCCGCCACGGAGCGACAACGAGGAGAACAAUGAUGUGUUUUCCGUACCUGCUCAAAUCCCAAGAACCAGGGACGAGGCAGAAGAAGAAGAGGCACACACAAUCCUCGAGAAUCGCAUUCGGCAGCAGCAACAGCAGCGCAACAGCGAGACGGAGCGAGAGGAGGGGCCAAGAGGGGAGAGGCUCAGGAUGCACGACUUCUGGAGAAAACGGCUCAAGCAGCGAGUGCUCCCGCUCGGACCCACACGGCAGCCCACACCGGUCCGCUUCGGCUUUCGAGGACUCGAAGUCGGCUCCAGCAGCCCGGAUCUCGGCGCAUCCGGGGCCGUAGACGCUGAGCGGGGUGGAGAGACCAAGUUUGUCUUUGACCUUGCCUUUGCGGGAUGGCACAGCGGCGCUCUGGCCAUCGACAAGAGCCUGCUGGGUGCCGAGGCGUCCUUGCGGUUGGCACCGUCGUAA
This is a messenger RNA of Acaromyces ingoldii, 2596 nucleotides long. RefSeq names its product RCC1/BLIP-II. Gene Ontology annotation, molecular function: protein binding; guanyl-nucleotide exchange factor activity. The transcript is spliced from 2 exons. The record is from RefSeq and is a predicted model, not a curated record. NCBI's taxonomy places the organism in Eukaryota, Fungi, Basidiomycota, Exobasidiomycetes, Exobasidiales, Cryptobasidiaceae. Gene Ontology annotation, cellular component: cytoplasm. Bases 323 to 2596 code for a protein of 757 amino acids.